AAUUGUUCCAAAUUCAAAUUAUUUUUGAUAUAAAUUUUAAUGCGAACAAGAAAUUUCAAAAACAGAAAGAACCAAAAAUUUCACAGCCGGUUUCCAAUUAAUUUAUUCAUUUGAUAAGGGUUAUAAUUAACUGCAACGCUGGCGCUUAAAACGUCCGCCAAAAUGGCCACUAACCAACAAAUGGAAGUGGAUGACACGGAUAACGAAGAGUUUCAAGACACCGAGGAAUUCUCCGAUGAGGCGCCAUCUAGCAGCAUCAACCACUCACAAUCAAAACGUUUCGCGGUGAAAAAGUGGCAAGCGCAGGCGCUGUGGUCGUGGGACGUAGCCGUAGAGAAUUGUGCCAUCUGCCGCAAUCAAAUUAUGGAUCUCUGUAUAGAGUGUCAGGCGAACCCGCUAUGCUCCAACACAAGAGAGGAGUGCACCGUGGCGUGGGGCACGUGUAAUCACGCCUUUCACUUCCACUGUAUCUCGCGCUGGCUCAAAACCCGACAGGUUUGCCCAUUAGAUAACAAGGAGUGGGAUUAUCAGAAGUAUGGCCGUUAGCUAAUGACGCAACGCACAUAAUCACACAAUCUGCCCACGAAAGGAACUAUGAGCAUCGAUGGAGUGUAGUGUAAAUUUGUAUUACCUCCAGUACGUCCGUUUUACAGCGUUUUGCGAGAACAGUCUAUUUUCUAAACUUUUUUAAAUGCAAACAUUUGUAUUUUCGGUUUACCUUAACAAAUGCUAAUUCAUGAAUAUAUCUACAUACAUAAACUAUAUUACCGCGUAAA
Messenger RNA from Ceratitis capitata (Mediterranean fruit fly), 776 nucleotides. Its product is annotated as RING-box protein 1. NCBI's taxonomy places the organism in Eukaryota, Metazoa, Arthropoda, Insecta, Diptera, Tephritidae. The transcript has a single exon. Gene Ontology annotation, molecular function: cullin family protein binding; zinc ion binding; ubiquitin protein ligase activity. Gene Ontology annotation, biological process: protein ubiquitination; ubiquitin-dependent protein catabolic process. The coding region runs from base 163 to 546 and encodes 127 amino acids. The record is from RefSeq and is a predicted model, not a curated record. Gene Ontology annotation, cellular component: nucleus; cullin-RING ubiquitin ligase complex.